UGUGUAGGCUAAUAUUGUAGAUAGUGACAUUUAUUUAGGUGCCUACUUACUACAUGUAUGUUCAACCUAACCACGAAACAAAUGAGAUUCCCGUAUUUAUUUACUGUAUAUGUAUAUUCACCUACUUGAUAAUAAUUAAUACACACUAAAACAAAAUGCUGUCGUUAAACUGGAUUACUAUUAACAAGAGGCUCUUAGAAGCUGCAACUCUAAUCAAUGCAACACCCCUUGAGACAUUCACCAACAUCCUUCACAUAAUCACAUCCACAGGAGUAAUUACAGAAGAUGAUUUGGCAACAAUAAACAAAUCAUUACAGUACUCUGAUGAUCAGUUGCAAUUGCUUGUACAAAGUAUUCUUCACAUCUAUAAAAAAGCAAGUUUAAUUGUUAUGAAACCAGUCACCUUACAAAAAGAUUUGGAAAACAAAUUGAAGCUGAAUUCAGAAAAGUCUGAGGUUUUUGUCAAAGUCUGGACUGAUGUUACCAAGAGAGACUUUGGUGAUUUGGACAGAAGGAAAAAACUAGAUGGGGUUGCUUGGUCUUUGAAUUUGAACACACAUUCAUCAUCCAAUCCACCAGGAUCACAAAUUCUUAAACCAAUAGCAAGACUUCAGUUAUCAAUGUCUGAUUUUGAGAAUAAGCAUAGUGAGGAAACCACUUUAGAGUUGGAUGCACAAGGACUUGUGGAAAUAUAUAAAACUCUAGAGAGUGUACAGAACAAAUUGGAUUCAGUUAAUAAUGUUAAAUCAUGAUAUAAAUAAAAUUAAUGUAUAA
Dalotia coriaria is the source of this 774-nucleotide messenger RNA. RefSeq names its product COMM domain containing 10 protein valette (gene Vlet). The transcript has 2 exons. Bases 156 to 752 code for a protein of 198 amino acids. NCBI's taxonomy places the organism in Eukaryota, Metazoa, Arthropoda, Insecta, Coleoptera, Staphylinidae. The record is from RefSeq and is a predicted model, not a curated record.